AUGAAUUCCUUUCUCCUGAACAGAGCCCUCGGGUCUGUUGACUCCAAUACUUUCCAUGUCGCCCAAAAAACCCGGCUAGUACACAAUCUCGAGCCUGCGCCAGGCAUUCAGUUCUCCAGUCGCAGAGCCACUCGGAGGAGUGAGUCUCGAGGGGAGGCUACACCUUUGGAUGAGGAACAUGAUCCUCCAGAAGAUGACGAGGUUGCCCACAAUUCUGGUGUGAACUGCUUGGCAAUUGAUAAAUUUGAAGGUCGAUUUAUGAUAUCCGGAGGCGCAGAUCCAACCAUCCACCUUUGGGACCUCGAGAGCAGAGGAUCAGAACUUGAUCACGUCCAUCGAUCCUCCGCAUCAGUUAGCAAAUCAUCACAUCCGGACGCGCACACCCAUGCCAUCACUUCAUUGUCUAUCUAUCCCUUCGAUCCCGAACCAUCCACCAUCUUCUCAACUUCCUACGAUGGCACACUAAAGCUUUCGGCCCUACAGUCACCAGCAAUAACUCCCGUCCAUACAUUCAAACUCGAUUGCACACCCUACGCGCACUCCUUUUCUUCUCAGCCGGGGUCCACAUUGUUGGUUGCGGUCGCAACGUCGGAUCAAGCCGUGCGCUUGGUAGACUUGCGCUCUGGCCUCGCGGCACACGGUCUACCCGGACACAACGCUGCAGUGCUCUCGGUAGACUGGGCUCCUCACCGACCACAUCUUCUUGCCUCGGGCUCCGUGGAUAACCGUGUGAUUAUCUUCGAUGUGCGCCGUGGAGGCCAUAACUCGGCUAUUGCGACGCUGGAUAUGGAUGAUCCGGUAGGGCUGGCAGCUCCAGGCUCAGUCCCCACAGCAUCAUUUGAGCCCCGACCAGCGUACUCCCGGCACGCUCGUGCCCACAAUGGGGCUGUCACUGGUGUAAGGUGGACAUCCGAUGGCACACAUCUUGUCACUACGGGCCAAGAUGCGCGUAUCCGAGUAUGGGAUGCAGCCAGUGGGGCAAAUACCUUGGUUCAUUUCGGGCCCCGCGUUCGGAAUUCCACCUCAUCUUAUUUAGCAGAGCGGGCUCCGCUGGUGGUACCUAAGGGAUUCAUGGCGCCGGGACACGAAACCCUUUUAUGGCCCAACUUCCAUGAACAGGAUGAUCGCGGCGAAAUCUUCAUGUUUGAGCUCCGCGAGGGAACGUUUAUCAAGCGCCUCCGAGUCCCUGGUAUGGCGAUCGGUGCACACGGCCGCAGCAGAUCUAGUGCACUCAGUGCUGCACGGAUCAAUGAUCUUGUCUGGCGUGGGAAUGGUGGCUCGGGCGAAGGUCUGGAAUUGUUCUCUGCGCAUGGCGAUGGAACUAUCCGUUCCUGGGUUUCCCGAGAACCUGACGGGGAACCCACUGAAGAGGAGGAAGCGGCACUUGCUGAUCGUAAGAGAAAACGUGAUGUACUAGAUGACAUUUACCAGGGCUUCCUUGAGCCUGAAACAUCCAAAGUUCACAUCUAA
Penicillium verhagenii is the source of this 1470-nucleotide messenger RNA. Its product is annotated as WD repeat protein. The coding region runs from base 1 to 1470 and encodes 489 amino acids. Gene Ontology annotation, cellular component: nucleotide-excision repair complex; Cul4A-RING E3 ubiquitin ligase complex. Gene Ontology annotation, biological process: protein polyubiquitination; proteasome-mediated ubiquitin-dependent protein catabolic process; transcription-coupled nucleotide-excision repair. The transcript is spliced from 2 exons. The record is from RefSeq and is a predicted model, not a curated record. NCBI's taxonomy places the organism in Eukaryota, Fungi, Ascomycota, Eurotiomycetes, Eurotiales, Aspergillaceae. Gene Ontology annotation, molecular function: protein binding.